CUUCUUUUCAUCUCAUUUCAAUAUGGACUCAAUAGAUAAUCGACCACCUCUCAAGAAACGAAAAUCAUUUAGACGUUGGAUAAGAAAAGUGACCACACCAAAAGUGUCACCCAUAUUGCCUAAAGGUGUUGACGGAAAACAUCAAGGUGUUUUUGGAGUACCUUUGGUAGCUUCUAUCUCUUAUGCACGAGCCACUAUUGGAUAUCAAGAUGCUGACCAAGUGAAUCAUCAACGUGCUGCAGCUAUCCCUUUAGUAGUUGCAAAGUGUGGCUCAUAUCUAAAACGCAAUGCCUUGGAAACAGAAGGUAUCUUUAGACUGUCGGGAAGUACAAAACGAGUCAACACUUUACAACAAAUCUUUGAUUCGCCACAAGCAUCGUAUGGAUUACAUCAUGUAUGGAAAGAUUAUUCUGUUCAUGAUGCUGGAAGUAUUUUACGACGUUAUUUUCUUCGACUUCCUGAUCCGGUGAUUCCUAUUCACUUUUACCAACAAUUCCGUGAUGUGAUGAAUGAUUCAAUGUAUGAAGGAACAAGUCAACGCAUUGACGCAUUUCAAUCUCUUAUAUGUCAACUUCCAACUGCUCAUCAACAUUUAUUAUUAUAUGUUUUGGAUAUGUUACGACUGUUUGCUACUAAUGCAUCAGCUACAAGAAUGGAUGCUGCUAAUCUUGCAGCAGUUUUUAGUCCUGGUCUUCUUAGUCAUCCUCAACACAAUUCUCCUGUACAAUAUAUGAUUUCUCAGCGUGUGAUUGAAUUUUUGAUUGAAUUUCAAGCCCUAUUUACGAUGGAUCUCCUAGUGGAUAACGAAACGAAACCUGUGGAGCCAGACGAAUCCCUUGUGUCACCUAACAUACAGACUCGCGCAUCUUCAUCCUUAUCACCUUCAACAUCUUCAUCUCGUAAAAUUAACAAAACGCCUAGUCCGCCCGUACCAACUAUUCCAUCUCAUUUUACUCAUCAAGAAAUCACCUCCGCUUCACUUGUCCAAUCACCUUUAUCCAUCCGUUCAUCGUCCUUACCUUUACCACAUCAACAACGCGGAAUAGUCAAUAUUGAAAAACCCCAUACGUUGGACAUAUCACCUGAUCAAUAUGAAAAAAUAACUGAUGAAGACGAAGAUGAUGAUAUUCCAACGCCAAGACCUGGGUCUCCAAUACAACAGUAUCAAUAUCACAAGGACGAUUCAGCUCCGAUCAAUGCAUCUUUUAGCAACUGGCAGCUCAACAAAAUCUUGGCUUCUAUAGAUUAUUGGUUGAAAAAUGUGUUUAAUCCAUUGAAAUUGGUUUGGCACCUUAUCUUAAGCACCAUCUUAUGUACCAUUCUUUUUGAAGCAUAUAUGAUAUAUGGCAAUCUGGCUAUUGUAGAACCAUUUCUGUUUUUCAGUGGGUUUGUGACAUAUUGGUUCUUGUUGAUCAACGGAAUGGAUAUACAACAUCAGCAACAACAGGAGGAACGGGAAGAUACAUUGGUUGGUGAUGAUAUGACCGGACCUAUACAAUCAUACAGACUAGAUGAUGGUUAUUCAGAUCAUGUUGUGGAUGAUGAUUUUGACAAGGAUAGUAUAGAACAUCAAGAUGGAGGUGAUGGUUUAUCACUUUUUGAUGACAUCUCAUUGGCUGGGGAUCAAGUAUCGGAACAAGCUCUUAUGCGUGAUAAGGAAAUUAUGGCAAAUUGGCAACAAUUAAUGACAAGAGCUUGGAGAGCAGCACCGGAUGAUAUUGAUAUGACAGUACAACAACAACAAGAAGAAGAACAUCCAAUGUAUCCAGCAUUAGGCAACAGUGAUAAUGGAUUAUUAGUAGACGAUGGAGCAUCUAUGGCUAGUGUAUCCAGUCGAUUCAACGAAGACUUUAUGGAUGAUGAUGAUGAGGAUGAUGAAGAAGAUCUUUUAUCCACGACUGAUGAAGAUUUGGAGCAAUUAUGGGCGCGAUAUGAACAAUUCAAGCAAGAUGAAGAAUUAGCAGAAAAACUUCAACAAGAAGAACAAGUCAAGAGCUUACAAUUGAAACAACAACGUGGCGGAAACAAUCCAUUCCUUGAUGACAGUAGAUAGUCUAGUUAUCUUAUUUAUUAUUAUUAUUAUUAUUAGUAUAUAUUGUAUUAUAGUUAUCGCGGUAGUAGUUCAUUCAUUUUUCAUUUUUUUAUCUUUCCCCCUUUUAUAUAUAUAUAUGUAUUUUUUUUCUCUCCUUUUGUUAUGUAAAUAAAUAUGAAAACUCAAAUUGAA
Molecule: messenger RNA, 2224 nt
Organism: Halteromyces radiatus
Lineage: Eukaryota; Fungi; Mucoromycota; Mucoromycetes; Mucorales; Cunninghamellaceae
Product: Rho GTPase activation protein
Exons: 5
Coding region: 23-2053 (676 amino acids)
Biological process (GO): signal transduction; activation of GTPase activity; regulation of fungal-type cell wall organization
Cellular component (GO): cell cortex
Molecular function (GO): GTPase activator activity
Source: RefSeq, a predicted model, not a curated record